Messenger RNA from Cladophialophora psammophila CBS 110553, 603 nucleotides. RefSeq lists its product as uncharacterized. Gene Ontology annotation, molecular function: zinc ion binding; DNA-binding transcription factor activity, RNA polymerase II-specific. Bases 1 to 603 code for a protein of 200 amino acids. NCBI's taxonomy places the organism in Eukaryota, Fungi, Ascomycota, Eurotiomycetes, Chaetothyriales, Herpotrichiellaceae. The record is from RefSeq and is a predicted model, not a curated record. The transcript has 2 exons. Gene Ontology annotation, biological process: regulation of DNA-templated transcription.
AUGUCUCAACUGCUGGCACCGCGGCCAUCCCAAGGCGACGAGGGCCCGCCGGAGCCUCCAUCUUCUCAACGCCAUCGAAAAAUAUCCACCGCUUGCGGUGCCUGCAAGCAGAGGAAAACAAAGUGCUCUGGGGGUAAUCCUUGCGAGGCCUGUGCGGCGAGAAGAAGUCUAUGUGUGUACGACGCAACUUCAGAUCAGCGUCGGAAAAUUGCGAAUCACCGAACCGUCCAAGAACUCGCAGACAAGCAGAUCGCGCUCGAACGGCAUCAGCAGCUUCUGGGAGGAAUAAUCGCAACUGUGCGAGCGGGCAGUUUCAACGCAACCGACGACCUACUCCGUGUCAUCCGCUCAGGCGUCGAGCUGUCACAAUUGGCGGCCCAUGUCCGGAACGAAGUCCGGACGAAUAUCGCAAUCCAGCAGGCUUUCGAACAGAUUGAGUUCAUCAUCGACGGGGGCCUAGAAUUGCCCUCACCAGCCCAGAUGCAGGUUCUCCCAAAUGAGGAGUCUCGUGGAUCAGAGGACCAGAGCGACGCAAGUUCCAGCAAUGCUUUAUUCAGCGAGCAACAAAUUCGAAAUCUGGACAAAUUCAAACCGCCACGUUGA